Sodiomyces alkalinus F11 is the source of this 2055-nucleotide messenger RNA. RefSeq lists its product as hypothetical. The coding region runs from base 1 to 2055 and encodes 684 amino acids. Gene Ontology annotation, molecular function: A2-type glycerophospholipase activity. The transcript has a single exon. NCBI's taxonomy places the organism in Eukaryota, Fungi, Ascomycota, Sordariomycetes, Glomerellales, Plectosphaerellaceae. Gene Ontology annotation, cellular component: intracellular membrane-bounded organelle; cytosol. The record is from RefSeq and is a predicted model, not a curated record. Gene Ontology annotation, biological process: glycerophospholipid catabolic process.
AUGCUCACAGUCUCGCGAACGUUACUAUGGUUGGGUCUGGCAUUGACCGGCGCCCCGGGUGUUCGCUCUCACCCGGCUGCCGACUCAACCUCCCCGGUCUUGUCCCUCGACGUGAUCCCCCGCGCUCUCCCAGACUCCCCCAGCGGCGACUACGCCCCAGCAAUCGUCGACUGUCCCCGAACUCGACCCUCCAUCCGCCUGGCCGACCGCCUCUCGGACGAUGAGGCCUCGUGGGUCCGCCGCCGUCGCAACAACACCAUCGAGCCCAUGCGCGACCUACUCGUCCGCGCCGCUAUCCCCGAUUUCGACGCCGCCGCCUACAUCAACCGCGUCCGCGACAAUACCACCGCCCUCCCCAACAUCGGCAUCGCUUUCUCCGGCGGUGGUUACCGCGCCCUCAUGAACGGCGCGGGCUUCCUCACUGCCGCUGACAGCCGGAACCGCGACUUGGCGGAGCACGCCACCGCCGUCGCCGGCCUCCUCCAGUCCGCCACCUACAUCGCCGGCCUCUCGGGCGGAGGCUGGCUCGUCGGUUCCGUCUUCGCCAACAACUUCUCCACCGUCCCCGCCCUGCAGCGUGGGGCCGAGGACUCGCCCCUCUGGCGCUUCGACCGCUCCAUCCUCCGCGGGCCCCGAGAGUCCGGCAUCGGCAUCCUCAACACCAUCGACUACUGGCGAACCAUCCACGACCAAGUCUCCGCCAAGGCCGCGGGCUGGGACACCUCCAUCACCGACUACUGGGGCCGCGCCCUCUCCUACCAGCUCGUCAACGCCACCGACGGCGGUCCCGCCUACACUUUCUCCUCCAUCGCCAACUCGCCGCACUUCCGCGACGCCGAGGCCCCCUUCCCCAUCCUCGUCGCCGACGGCCGCGCCCCCGGCGAGCGCAUCAUCUCCCUCAACGCCACCGUCUACGAGUUCAACCCCUUCGAGAUCGGCUCCUGGGAUCCCACCACCUACGGCUUCGCCCCGCUGCGUUGGCUCGCCUCCAACUUCACCGACGGCACCGUGGGCCGCGGCGGCGGCGGCCUCGACGACGACAACCGCGACGACAACAACUGCGUCCGCGGCUUCGACCAGAUCGGCUUCGUCAUGGGCACCUCCUCCUCCCUCUUCAACCAGAUCAUCCUGCAAAACACCACCGCCGCCGCCGCGGACACCCCCGUCCCCUCCUUCGUCGUCGACGCCAUCGAGUCCAUCCUGCGCCGCCUGGACCGGAACGAGAACGACAUCGCCCAGUACGAGCCCAACCCGUUCUACCGCUGGAACCCCACCGGCCAGUCCCACAACGCCGACGCCCGCCAGCUCAGCCUCGUCGACGGCGGCGAGGACCUGCAGAACAUCCCCCUGCACCCUCUCAUCCAGCCCUUCCGCGCCCUGGAUGUCAUCUUCGCCGUCGACUCCUCCGCCGACACCCACAACAGCUGGCCCAACGGCACCGCCCUCCGCGCCACCUACGACCGCGUCGCCACCGAAAUCGGCAACGGCACGCUCUUCCCAGCCGUCCCCGACGCCGACACCUUCAUCAACCUAGGCCUCAACCGCCGCCCCACCUUCUUCGGCUGCGACGCCGCCAACUUCACCUCCAGCCGUAUCAACGACGACGACGACGACGACGACGACUUGUUCGUCGUCCCGCCCCUGAUCAUCUACGUCCCCAACGCCCCCUACACCGUCUUCAGUAACGUCUCCACCUUCCAGCCCUCCUACCCGCUCGGCCAGCGCGACGCCAUCAUCCGCAACGGCUUCAACUCGGCCACCCGCGGCAACAACACCCUCGACGAAGAAUGGCCCGUCUGCGUCGCCUGCGCCGUCCUCAGCCGCUCCUGGUGGAAGGCCAACGAGUCGGCCCCGGACGCCUGCGCCCGCUGCUUCGACCGCUACUGCUGGGACGGCUCCACCGACACCGCCCCCGUGCGCAACUACGACCCUGCGUACAUCAUCGGGCCCGAUUUCGGCUCCGAGGAGAACGCGGCUGCUGGGCUGCCGGGGAGCCGCGGCCCCUGGGCGUUGAGUGCCAUGCUGGGUGUGGCGGUGCUGAUGGUAGCUUUGUAA